This is a messenger RNA of Sitodiplosis mosellana (orange wheat blossom midge), 5216 nucleotides long. RefSeq names its product ATP-binding cassette sub-family C member 10. The record is from RefSeq and is a predicted model, not a curated record. The coding region runs from base 455 to 5008 and encodes 1517 amino acids. Gene Ontology annotation, cellular component: membrane. Lineage: Eukaryota; Metazoa; Arthropoda; Insecta; Diptera; Cecidomyiidae. Gene Ontology annotation, molecular function: ABC-type transporter activity; ATP binding; ATP hydrolysis activity. The transcript is spliced from 19 exons. Gene Ontology annotation, biological process: transmembrane transport.
GAAAUGAAAGUUGUGGUUAUGUUUACAUAUGUAUGAAUAUAUGCACACAUCACCGUUUGACAGCUCUGAGAAAUAAAAACAAAGCGAUCAGUUUGAAUUGUCAUUUCUUUAUGUGUUGUUACAUUUGUUUGCAUUGCCUUAGGUUGUUGUAAUGAUAAACAAUUCUAUAGUGUGCUACUAAUCGAAAGAAGAAAAAGAACGUAUACAUCGUAAAUAUGAUGUAUGAAUCAAUCAUCGCUGUAGAGAUAGGGGCGCGCUAAAGAAGAAUACAAACCAAAAUAUUGUGCAAAAAAUGACAAUUCGACUGAAUAACGCAUUAUAAGUUUUGUUUUUAAGUUUCAAUUCAUAUUUUUUCGGUGAAGUGCAUUAUUUUAACAACAGUUUUUUUUUAAAAAGUAAAUUGUGAGUGAAAAAAAAUCAACAAAGAGAUAAGAAAUAGUGUGAUUCAUGCAAAAUGGCAUCGAACUCUUGGACUUGGAAUUGGAGCGAUGUGUGUCCGACGGGAUUGACGCCGUGGCAAACGCAGGAUAAAUUUCUUUCACCAUGUUUCCAAGAAAUUUGUUUACAACUACCAAUGCUGUUUAUAUUUGCCAUGACUUCGGCUUUUUAUUUUGGCAAUCAAACCGUUUUAAUCCGUCGAAAUAGAACGCAACACUUUUUGAUAUCAAUACGAAUUUUAGUGUCAUUUUUGAUAAUUUUAUUGCAUUUUUACACAAUGUUUCAAAUGAUAAUAACUAGAGCACAGAUAUGGCCAGUGGAUGUUCUAUUGAUGGGUUUUCAAAUAGUUACUUGGUCCAUUCAUAUCGGCUUUUUGUUAGUGUUACGGAAUCAUGGCAAUCUGAGUCAUCGGGGGCCGUUAUUCAUUUUAGUGAUAUGGAUUGCACUAGCAUUGUUAUCGGGCAUUUGGCUACGAUCGGCUAUUUCAGCUAACAGCUGGCAGAAUGCUGCUGUUUUAGUUGUAUUACAUGCCGUCUACCUUGUGUCACUGAUUUUGAAGGGCAAAUCCACAUACAUACAAAGACGUGCACUUGAUAAUGAAGAACGUCAAAGUCUUCUUGGUACGCAUUACGUUCGAUUCUACGAUGACGUUCAGUUUCAAGCGUUGGGACAGGCACAGGAUGAGGCUCCAUGUUUAUCGAAAUUAAUAUUCCACUGGGUGAACCCGUUAAUUGAGAAGGGCAUUAGUGGUAAUUUAAGAACAAUCGAUGAUCUCUUCGAUCUACCCGAAUCAUUGUCCAUUCAAAAUACGGCUGAACGUUUGCAAAAUGGAAUCACUCUAACAGUGAGUCUGUUCCGAGCGUUGCAUCGCGUAUUUGGAUUUGAAUUCUAUGCAAUUGGUAUACUUCGAUUCUCGGCCGAUAUGUUGAGCUUCACUGGACCUCUCCUGCUAAAUAGCCUCUUGUCUCGGAAGACCAGCGAUAUAAACAGUCGAUUGACUAGCGAAACUGAUUUGAUGGCAUAUGCGUAUGCAUUUGGAUUGUUUGCGACCACUUUGGUCGGUGCAUUCUUGGGAACACACUUCAACUGGCGCAUGUCAUUGAUCAGUCUGAAAAUGCGAAUGGGAAUCACCACUGCCAUUUAUCGAAAGACUUUAAAUGCACAGUUUGUGAAUAGCAAUAGCCCAGAAGUGCUCAAUCUAAUGUCAACAGACACUGAUCGAAUCGUCAAUUCUUGCAUUAGUUUCCAUUCAUUUUGGAGCAUUCCAUUUCAGCUAUUCGCGACGCUCUAUCUAUUGUACACACAAAUUGGGAUUGCAUUCAUUGGUGGAGUCAUCUUUGCCAUCAUUCUCAUACCGAUCACCCGAUGGUUAGCUAACCGAAUUUCAUCGUUAUCACAAGCAUUUCUCGAAGCAAAAGAUGGCCGAGUUUCACAAACAUUCGAAGCUUUAUCUGGAGCAAAACAAAUUAAGAUUCUUGCAUGGGAAGACGUUUUUAUUGAGCGAAUCCAAAGCGUGAGACAGAAGGAGCUAAAAGCCUUAUCGAAGCAAAAGUAUUUGGAUGCGUUAUGCGUAUUUUUCUGGGCAAUUACACCGACAAUAAUUAAACUAUUGACUUUCGGAACGGCGGCCUUACUAGGACAAGCAUUAACAGCCGGUACGGCUUUUGCUAGUGUUGCGCUAUUGAAUAUGUUGAUCGGCCCAUUAAAUGCUUUUCCAUGGGUUUUCAAUGGUUUAGUCGAAGCUUAUGUUUCGUUAAAACGAGUUCAAACUUAUCUGGAUUUGCCUGACAUCGACUUGCACAAAUACUAUUCCAACUUGGAGCCACAAACUCCGAGUGAUGAUGAGUCUGCCCAAAAACCAAUUGUAAUUAGUAUGAAAAGUGUUGCAUUCUGCCAUAAUCAAAAUGAAAAAAGCGAUGAAAAUGAUGAGACGCAGAAUUUCUAUCUUAGCCCAAUAUCUGGCGAUAUAAAAAAGGGUGAUUUGGUUUGUGUUGAAGGUCCAGUCGGUGGUGGAAAAACUGCCUUUUUAAGUGCUAUCAAUGGUAGUAUGAAUCGAGUCAGUGGAUUCAUUCAACUGCAGAACAUUGAUGAUGGAAUGGCAUAUGUCGCACAGCAGCCAUGGCUCCAGCACGGAACGAUUCGUGAAAACAUUGUGUGGGGUGAAAUGUUCGAUGAAAGUCGAUACCGAAAAGUGAUAUGGGCAUGUGCCUUACAUAAAGACAUCGAAGAUUUAGGAGGUGAUAAUAUCGAUAUUGGAGAGAAUGGUUCCUCAUUAUCAGGUGGCCAGAAAGCGCGAGUUGCUCUUGCACGCGCAGUUUACCAAGAUAAACAAAUUUAUCUCAUUGACGAUGUACUGGCUUCGCUCGAUGCUCAUGUGAGCAAACAUAUCGUAAAAUAUUGUAUUUUGGACCUAUUGAAAGACCGUACUCGAAUUAUCGUAACGGAAAAUCGUACAUUGUUCUAUUAUUCCAAUCAAAUAUUGCACGUCGAACAGGGUGUUGUAACUACCAGUGAUUUCGCACUGGGCAGCUUUGAAAGUGGGAACUUUGAAAGCGAUUCAUCGUCAUCGUCAACGGAAGAACUGAAUACGCCAAUUAAUUUUGAAUUGAGCGGCGAAAGUAGCAUUAGCUCAGAGAAGUCCGUCUUUCAAGAAAUCAAAGAGACUGGUGCUUUAUCAUCACGCGUGCUUGCUGUGUAUUGGAAGGCAUGGGGACCAACAAUGGGCCUACUUGUUAUCGUAUCACUAUUUUUAAUGCAAGCCUCAAGAAAUUUAUCAGAUACAUGGCUCGCUCACUGGAUUCAAAGUAUAAAUAACUCAAAUGAAACAGUGACGCAACCGACCGUAUCAACUGAAACGAAUUCAUAUACUGAUACACUAAAGGAAUAUUUGACGUGUAUUUUUGGAAAUCUUUUCACUUUCCGUACCUUGGACGAGUGUAUGGAUGAUAGUGUAGAUGUAUCACCAGAACAAAUUCAUGCCUCACAGACUAGUCAUUAUCUCGCCAUUUACAUUGGAAUUGCCGUGUUCAACUCACUGAUUGCUUUAAUUCGUUCCUUUGCAUUUGCAUAUGCGGGCAUCAGAGCAGCCAAGUUCAUUCACAAUCGCCUGUUGAACUCGGUCAUAUUUACGGAAUUCUCGUUCUUUGACAUCACACCAGUCGGUCGUAUAUUGAACCGAUUCAGCUCGGACACCAAUACAAUCGAUGAUUCGUUGCCUUUUAUUCUGAAUAUAUUACUCGCACAAGUGGCUGCACUAAUUGGUGCAUUGUGCGUGAGUUUAUACGGUAUGCCAUGGUUAAUACUUUUAAUGGUCCCAAUGUGCCCCGUUUACUUUGACAUUCAGUCACGGUAUCGCAAGUCCUCACGUGAUAUCAAACGAUUGUCCAGCAAUGCCUUGAGUCCGAUUUACACCCAUUUCACAGAAACCGUUCAAGGUUUGGCAACGAUACGGGCAAUGCGAGCAGGCAGUCGGUUCCAACGUGACUUUUUAGUGAAGUUAGAAGAAAGUACUAGAGCGCAACUGACGGCAACGGCAGCUCAGCAAUGGCUUGGAAUUCGCUUGCAAAUGCUUGGAGCCUUUUUAAUCGGCGGUUCAGGAUUUAUAGCUGUUAUAACGUCUGCCGAUUCGACCACUCCCGAAUUGACAGGUCUUGUUAUCUCGUACACCUUGUCCUUUGUGACACUAUUGAGUGGUGUUCUAAAUGCUUUAACUGAAACGGAGCAGGAAUUAAUCGCCGUUGAGCGUGUCAACGGUUACAGCAAUCUUAAGCCCGAAGUCAACGCUGAUGGUAGCAGAGAUGCUCCAUUCGGUUGGCCAUGCCAGGGUGUUAUAAAAUUCGAGAAUGUUUCCUUGAAAUACAGGCCCUAUUUACAAACAUCACUGCGAAAUAUCAACUUUCAAACAUCAUCUUGUGAGCGGAUUGGCAUAGUCGGACGGACAGGGGCUGGUAAAUCGUCACUAAUGGCAGCGUUAUUGCGAAUCGCUCCACUUAGCACUGGCCGCAUAAACAUUGAUACCGUUGACAUAUCAACUAUUCCACUUCAGACUCUUCGAUCGCGCAUCGCACUUGUACCACAAGAUUCGUUCUUAUUUUCUGGAACCAUUCGCGAUAAUUUGGACCCACGAGGCCUACAUUUAGAUUCACAAGUUUGGGAUGCUCUUCAUCGCUGUUUGGCGACACCGCUAGUACAAUCGCUCGGUGGGCUCAAUGCAAAUCUGGAUAUCAAGGGCUCGAAUAUUUCAUCAGGCCAGAAACAGUUAUUAUGCCUUGCCCGUGCACUACUUCGAAAGUCAAAGAUUGUUGUAAUUGAUGAAGGAACAUCAAGCUUGGACUCCGAUUCAGAAAAUGCCAUUCAAUUAAUUCUUAGAAAUGCCUUCGAAACUUCCACAGUAUUGUUAAUAGCGCAUAGAUUAAAUGGUCUGCAGCAAACCGAUCGCGUAUUUGUCGUGGACAAUGGUCAAAUUGUCGAAGAGGGUCAACCGCAAGAGCUUGCCAGAGAUAUAGAGUCUCGAUUCCAUGCUUUGUUGGAAGAGCAACAAACUACACAACCGAAACCAAAAAUUGUUUAGAUUUUAUAUCAUAAUUAUUCGCAUGGUAAUUAUUUGCGGUGACCGAUGCCGUUUUUUGUCAAUACAUGACCGAAAAAACCAAAAAUUCCAAUCUAAUAAUGUAAUAAUUUUAAUUGAAAAUAAUUUGAAUGAUUGAUAUAUGAAACACUCAUUAAGUUAUUUGUUACGUAUAUUUUAAUUGUACAUAAUACAUAGUUGUUAAUUAAAA